Vicia villosa (hairy vetch) is the source of this 4494-nucleotide messenger RNA. RefSeq lists its product as uncharacterized. Lineage: Eukaryota; Viridiplantae; Streptophyta; Magnoliopsida; Fabales; Fabaceae. Gene Ontology annotation, biological process: DNA replication, synthesis of primer; DNA integration. The transcript has 11 exons. The record is from RefSeq and is a predicted model, not a curated record. Gene Ontology annotation, molecular function: nucleic acid binding. The coding region runs from base 1 to 4494 and encodes 1497 amino acids.
AUGAAUGUUCUUUUGUUGAUGACAUUUCUCAUUCUUUUCUUGUGGCAGCUAAGAAGUUUGGGAAAGUUGUUUGCUUUUGCUGAUAUGUUUAAAUGGAUGUCUUAUGGCCAUGAUGGGAAACAUCCUGGUUGUGAUCAGUCUUACUUUGGAAGAAGGGAAUUUUCCUUCACUCUGAAAGGUGAUUUUUAUCUGCGUUUUCAAUCGUACAACAAUGCCCUCGAACUUGAAAACUCGAUCAAAGAUAAAUGCCCUUUAAAGAUUGACAUUGGACCUGUCUAUACAAUCGAUCCUGCAAAAAGGCAUGCCUAUGCACAGGGUGAUAAUAGUGUCUUCACUCCAGUUGAGAGGGAGUUGAUUUUUGAUAUUGAUAUGAUAGAUUAUGAUGAUGUUAGAUACUGCUGCAAGGGUGCUGAUGUUUGCUUGGAUUGUUGGUCGUUGAUGACCAUAGCCAUCAAAGUGAUUGAUACUUCCUUAAGAGGCUUAGAUGCUUCACUAAAACUAAGAUGCUUAAAAUACACGGGGAAGGAAAUAAUGACUCUACCACCGGUUGACUAUAGUUUCCAGCUUCCUAAAUCUGAGCAUCAAGGAAAUUCAUCAUGUAAGAAAAAGAAGGAGGUGGUGAUUUAUAUAGCACAAGGUACAAAGCCUGAGGUUUAUACUCAAGAGCAUGAGAAGCUUCUUGGAGAUUGUGAGACUGAUUGGAAAUUGUUUGUGGAUGGAUAUGAUGAGGAUGGAGACCGUAUAUAUGAUCCAACCAAGGGUGAGAAAUGUCAUCAAUGCAAGUAUAUUAUGUGUGUUUCCUCCAUAUUUAUAGCAACAAUUAUUAGCAUGUUUGUCAACCAGAGAGUGGGUUUGGUGGCAUUGGCUGAUUAUGAUAUGCAUGUAAUGUAUAUAGAUAAGACACUAAUGUGUUAUGGUUUAGGAAUGGAUAAACCAAGUGAUCCGAAGGAGAAAGAGGACAAAGAAGGCGAGACGGAGGAAAAAGAAGCGCCAUACAUACCUCCACCACAUUAUAAACCACCUAUCCCGUACCCUCAAAGGCUCGAGAAAUCUAGAAACAUAGGGCAAUUUAAGAAAUUUGUCGAACUUCUUAAACAAUUAAACAUCACAAUUCCGUUUACAGAAGCCAUUACCCAAAUUCCCUCAUAUGCUAAGUUCCUAAAAGAAAUCCUAUCGAAUAAAAAGAAAUUAGAAGACAAUGAGACCAUAACACUCACUGCUGAAUGUAGUGCAAUAAUUCAAAAUAAAAUGCCACCUAAGCUGAAAGACCCAGGAAGUUUCUCCAUACCCUGCAAUAUAGGAAAAUUUGUCAUAGACAAAGCUUUAUGCGACUUAGGAGCUAGUAUUAGCCUAAUGCCUUUGUCCAUCUGCGAGAAACUAAACAUGGGAGAUCUAAGACCAACCAAGAUGUCAGCACAACUUGCAGACCGAUCUGUCAAGUAUCCUGUAGGUGUUCUUGAAAAUGUACCCGUCCGCAUCGGACAAUUCUACAUCCCUACGGAUUUCAUAAUUAUGGAUAUAAAAGAAGACGUCAAUACUCCUAUAAUCUUAGAAAGACCUUUCCUAGCUACCGCUGGAGCCAUUAUAGACGUAAAGAAAGGCAAGUUGACAUUCGAAGUAGGUGAGGAGAAGGUCGAGUUUAUUCUAACACAAUUCCUUCAAGCCCCAACUAUAGAAGAUACAUGUUAUCUAGUGGAUGUUAUUGACGACUGUAUAAGAGAGAUAGGAUUAUCAGAAGAAUCUUACUCUAAAGUUAUAAAGAUUCCGAUGCCCCUGAUUUACGAAGAUGACAAUUGGCGAUCGGAAUAUCGAGACGAUAGUUUAAGCGAAUGCUUAGCUUUAACACCCAACCCUAUGCCUUGCCCAAAGAAACCAGCCUUGGACCUUAAACCAUUACCCAAGACUCUUAGGUAUGAAUAUCUAGACGAUGAGCUCAAAAGACCAGUAAUAGUCAACGUAGAGCUAGGAGCCACAGAGACUGAGAAGCUAUUACAAGUUUUAAGAAAGUAUCCAUCUGCGUUAGGAUAUAACAUUGGUGAUUUGAAAGGAAUAAGUCCUUCCAUAUGUAUGCAUCGCAUCAUGUUGGAAGAAAAUUGCAAAACCUCUAGGGAGCAUCAAAGAAGGAUUAACCCUAUCCUGAGCACAGUAGUUAAAGAUGAAGUUACCAAACUUCUGAAUGCUGGAAUUAUAUAUCCAAUUUCCGAUAGUCAGUGGAGAUGCAUGAUGUCAAUUUUCGCUGAUUACAUAGACAACAUCAUAGAAGUCUUUAUGGACGACUUCUCUGUGUGUGGGAAAGAUUUCGAAGGAUGUCUCUCAAAUCUAGAAAAAGUAUUGGACAGAUGUGUACAAGUUAACCUCGUCCUAAACUGGGAAAAGUGUCACUUUAUGGUUAAACAAGGGAUUGUACUUGGACACGUAGUCUCCGAAAGAGGAAUAGAAGUCGAUAAAGCAAAGAUCGAAGUAAUAGAAAAUCUCCAACCCCCAAAAACAGUUAGAGAGAUAGGAAGCUUCUUAGGUCACGCAGGUUUCUACAGAAUAUUUAUAAAGGACUUUUCUAAGAUCUCUAAACCUCUGACCAGCCUCCUGAUGAAAGACGUUGAGUUUAAUUUCAACGAUGAAUGUCUAGAAGCCUUUGAAGUACUAAAGACGACCCUGAUAUCCGCACCCAUAAUGCAACCACCCGACUGGAAUUUACCAUUUGAAAUUAUGUGUGAUGCAAGUGACUAUGCUGUAGGAGCUGUCUUAGGCCAAAGGAAAGAUAAGAAACUCCACGCAAUAUACUAUGCAAGUAGGACCUUGGACCCUGCGCAAAUGAAUUACGCCACAACCGAAAAGGAACUCCUAGCCGUGGUCUUCGCGUUAGAUAAGUUUCGUUCCUAUCUAAUAGGAGCAAAAAUAAUAGUUUACACCGACCUUGCAGCCAUUAGGUAUCUACUAGCUAAACAAGAUGCAAAACCUAGACUAUUAAGGUGGAUCCUACUACUACAAGAAUUUGAUUUGGAAAUCAAAGAUAAAAAAGGGACCAAAAACGUUGUAGCCGACCAUUUAUCUAGGAUGGAAGGUAUUAAGACAGAAGAAACACCAAUCAACAAUGAUUUCCCCUAUGAACAUUUAAUAUCACAUUUAGAAUCCAAAAGCGACACAUUGGAACAACUUAAAGCGCAAACCGUUAAGACACUAAGCACCGGAACCACGCUGCCAUGGUAUGCCGAUUUCGUCAAUUACCCAGCUGCGAGAGUGCUUCCGCCUGACAUGACUUACCAACAAAAGAAGAAGUUCUUCCAUGACCUUAAACAGUAUUAUUGGGAUGAACCCUUGCUAUUCAAGAGAGGCGCUGAUGGGAUAUUCCGCCGAUGUGUUCCGGAAGAAGAAAUAGAAAGCAUAAUACGUCAUUGCCAUAAUGCCCCCUAUGGUGGGCAUACUAGCACAUCAAAGACAUGCGCUAAGAUUCUGCAAGCAGGUCUCUUUUGGCCCAACCUGUGGAAGGAUGUCCACAUCGCUGUUAGAAACUGCGACCGAUGUCAGCGCACUGGAAACAUAUCUAAGCGAGAUGAAAUGCCACAAAAGGGCAUUUUAGAAGUAGAAAUAUUUGAUGUGUGGGGAAUCGAUUUUAUGGGACCUUUCCCAUCUUCCUUUGGAAAUAACUACAUACUUGUCGCAAUCGAUUACAUAUCUAAAUGGAUAGAAGUUGUAGCCUCACCCACAAACGAUGCACAAGUAGUUAUUAGGAUAUUCAAAAAUAUAAUCUUUCCAAGAUUUGGUGUACCAAGAUUAGUCAUUAGCGACGGAGGAUCCCACUUCAUAUCUAGAAUUUUCGAAAAACUCUUAGUGAAAUAUGGAGUCCGACACCGUAUAGCAACACCUUACCACCCACAAACUAGUGGACAAGUUGAAGUCUCGAAUAGACAAAUUAAGCAAAUACUUGAAAGGACUGUUGCCACAUCUAGGAAGGAUUGGUCAACUAAGUUACACGAAGCACUGUGGGCGUAUAGAACUGCCUACAAGACACCAAUAGGAACCACGCCUUUUAAAUUAGUAUACGGUAAAUCUUGUCAUCUACCGGUGGAACUAGAGCAUAAAGCCUACUGGGCAAUAAAAACCUUAAACCUAAGUUACACCGCCGCAGGCGAAAGAAGGCUAUUGGAUAUCAACAAGUUGGAAGAAAUUAGAUUGGAUGCUUACGAGAAUGCUAAGAUUUACAAAGAAAGAACAAAGAAGUGGCACGAUAAACGCAUCUCAAGGAAGGAAUUCAAUGAAGGAGAUGUGGUGCUACUGUUUAAUUCUCGACUUAAGCUAUUCCCAGGAUUACUUCGUUCAAGAUGGUCUGGUCCAUUCGAAGUUACCAAAGUAUAUCCGAGUGGCGCUAUAGAAAUUAAAGGAAAAUUGAGCGAUAACUUCGUUGUAAACGGGCAGCGAUUGAAACAUUACCAUAAUGUUGAAAACAAAGACUACACUGAUAGUCUUAAGCUCGUAGAGUUAAUCGUCGAGUCGUAG